Cucurbitaria berberidis CBS 394.84 is the source of this 1587-nucleotide messenger RNA. RefSeq lists its product as uncharacterized. The coding region runs from base 188 to 1549 and encodes 453 amino acids. The record is from RefSeq and is a predicted model, not a curated record. Gene Ontology annotation, biological process: proteasome assembly. Gene Ontology annotation, molecular function: proteasome binding. NCBI's taxonomy places the organism in Eukaryota, Fungi, Ascomycota, Dothideomycetes, Pleosporales, Cucurbitariaceae. The transcript has 2 exons.
CUAGUCAAAUACUGCAUGUGUUUCUUAUAGCGAAGUAGAAGACCGUGUGGCUGAUGUCAUAGGUCGGGGAAUCCGGACUCGGGCCGGUACUUGCGGUGAGUGGCGAACAACUGUCCUGCGCCUCAUUAAGCCCUCUUCCCCACAUUCUGGCCUUCGUCACUCUUCCCUCUUGGUCCCACACGGCAUCAUGGCAGCACCUACGGUGGUGCAUCUGCAUAGACUGGUGGCCAAGAACGCGAAAGUGUUCAAGGCCGCCUGGCGUCACGCUGCAAAGCUUAUACAGAAACAACUGCCCGAAGCCGCGCGACCGACACAGGCACAGCUACAACCCAUCCUCGUUCGAAAUGCUCCCAAGCACCCUCUUCACCGUAUUGCGUUGCUGAAGCAGAGCAAGGGCCGAUGGUACACUACUCAUAGCACCAUCGCCUCCGCUGUUCGGAAGUUCACCUCAUCCGCCUCUCGAUCGACGGGCGUCAAGUUCGACAAGUCUUCCUUCCCCAAGUCGCGCAUAGGUACCAUCGUAACUACUCAGGCGGGUCGCGCGCCUUUCGCAUCGACACUUCGCCCGAAUCUGACUGGCGGAACACUUGGCCGGACUGCAGGAGGAUACGGCUGGGGCUCUGGCAGGGCUGGAGGGGCUCGAUACUUCUCACACGGCCCUGCGGCACCCGCCCAGGUCAUCAACAAUGUUUCUCAGGCCGUACGGGCGUUCCUCGUGGGAGGGAACAAGUCGCAAUUCGAUGGCGUCAACCCUCACACAGGGGAGAAGCGCUUCAAGGCAGUCUCCGCACUGCAGGACCAGGUCAACCGCACCCUUACCAAGGUGCCCAAGGCCACCCCCGGUUCCUACAUCAGCUUCAACAUCAACCCCACUGUCACCGCUCUUACUCCCCUGAAGGCUGUCAAGGGUUUCGUCUCGUUCGCGCAAGAGAAGGAUACCCUGAACAACGACGGUCUUCUGAACAUCUUGUCAGUCGACUUCUCACGAGCAGUCAAGGAGCUGGCUGCCGUCCUUAAAGAUCUUCAGCGGUUGUCAGAGUUAGGAGAUUUGCCGAUAUCGUAUGAGCACUCGACACUAAAAGUCCACUUCCCGGGCUGCGAUGCAGGAACCGUCGAGACAAUCUGCAACGAGUUCGAAGUCCAACGAGGGGUCGUACACCAAGACGAAGACUUCGACUCAUUUGUAGGCACUGAUAUUGCUCUGCUCUUCCCCUUUGCACCAAGCAAGUCAUCGUCAGAAUGCGAUUUCUUCGACAAACCCGUCGGCGACCGUCAACACGUCCAGCCAAUCAUUGACUGGCAACACAUGCUGUCGCCAUCAUCUAUCGGCUCUGGUGCGUACUCGACACAUUCAGAAAUGAGCUUCGAUGAACUAGAGGAUAUGGCUGAAGAGCCUAACCCAUGGCUAUCUUCCUCUUCGCCGUCAGGGUACGAGAGUCUACACACGAGUGAAGCUGAUGAGAUGGACCUGCACACACCCCUUGAGUACCAAGGUGUUGAGGGCAUGUAUAGGUUCAUGGCGCAGUGCGAGACGAUGAGUGUACGGUAGCGGAAGGUUGGAGCAGAUGGACAGGCGUUGUGUGGUAG